GGCGGGGGACUGCAAUUAGCUGGCACGCAACACUUCCCGAAGGUUGUGAGAUUGUGUUUCCUUUCCUUUUUCCUGAGGUUUGGCGAAGGGUAAAGGGUCGGAGUCACAUGGAUACAAAGCUUUUUGAUUAAUGUCCAAGUUUCUGUGAGAGAGAGAGAGAGAGAGAGAGAGAGAGAGAGAGAGAGAGAGAGAGACAGACAGACAGACAGACAGAUAGACAGACAGACAGACAGACAGACAGACAGACAGACAGACAGAGAGGUAGAGAGGCAGAGACAGAGGGAGAGGGUGGAGAGAGAGAGAGAAAGAGAGAGAGAGAGAGAGAGAGAGAGAGAGAGAGAGAGAGAGAGAGAGAGAGAGAGAGAGAGAGAGAGAGAGAGAGAAAGAGAGAGAGAGAGAGAGAAAGCUAGACAGAGAGAGACAGAGAGAGACAGAGAGACAGAGAGAGCUUGAGAGAAUUUAGGUCCAAAAGGCUGAUUAGAUACUACUGCCUAGGAUAAGAGUUCCUUUCCUCUGGAUUUGGGUGUUUUUUCUUCCUUUUCUUUUUUUCCCCAUUACUCUCACUUCCUGGGGACCUGUAGCCAAGGUCUGUGAAAGAGGGAAGACGGACUGCAGAGAGGGUGGAUUGUCUGUAGGGAGGAAGGUCCGUUCAUAGGGAGGACCACUGCGUUCCGCUCCAGUGCCUCUGUAGUUUGCUGGAGUCCAGCUCUCGUCUUCCCCCGCCCCCUCUCCCUUGCACCUCCCCCCUUUUCCCUCCGCCCCCCCCCCCAUCCCCUUUUCAGCAUGGAAAGUCUCUAGGGGCCUUCUUCAGACUAAUCGAAGCGAGGCAACUUUGCUUUCUCGCGGGGGCCAGGGCAGGGCAGGGCAGGGCAGUACAGAGUAGAGCCAGGCAAAGUCGGGACUGGACCAACAACGGACCCAAUACCGCACGAUGACUGAAGAGAGCAAAGGGGAAGGCAAAGGAGAGAGCGGGAAAGAUCUAGAGAAGCAGCUUCGCCUCCGAGUGUGUGUCCUGAGCGAGCUCCUGAAGACAGAGAGGGACUAUGUGGGGACCCUGGAGUUUCUGGUGUCGGCCUUUUUGCACCGAAUGAUCCAAUGUGCAGCAUCAAAAGUUGACAAAAAUGUUACAGAAGAAACCGUGAAGAUGCUUUUUUCAAACAUUGAAGACAUACUUUCAGUUCAUAAAGAAUUCCUGACUGUGGUAGAAGAGUGUUUACAUCCUGAACCUAAUGCUCAACAGGAAGUGGGAACCUGCUUUCUUCACUUUAAAGAUAAAUUUCGUAUUUAUGAUGAAUACUGCAGUAAUCAUGAAAAGGCACAGAAAUUGCUUCUUGAGCUUAACAAAAUAAGAACUAUACGGACAUUUCUCUUGAACUGCAUGCUCCUUGGAGGAAGGAAGAACACUGAUGUUCCAUUGGAAGGCUAUUUAGUGACACCAAUACAAAGAAUUUGCAAGUAUCCUCUUCUUUUGAAGGAGUUGCUGAAAAGGACUCCAAGGAAACACAGUGACUAUGCAGUCCUGAUGGAAGCCCUCCAGGCCAUGAAAGCUGUUUGUUCCAACAUAAACGAGGCCAAGAGACAGAUGGAAAAAUUAGAAGUCUUGGAGGAGUGGCAGUCUCAUAUUGAAGGCUGGGAGGGUUCCAACAUCACUGAUACCUGCACUGAAAUGCUAAUGUAUGGGGUUUUGUUGAAAAUCUCUGCAGGAAAUAUUCAAGAACGAGUGUUUUUUCUUUUUGAUAAUCUUUUAGUGUAUUGCAAAAGAAAACACAGGCGGUUAAAGAAUAGCAAGACUUCUAUAGAUGGUCACCGUUAUCUUUUUCGUGGCAGAAUCAAUACUGAAGUGAUGGAAGUCGAAAAUGUGGAUGAUGGAACAGCUGACUUCCACAGUAGUGGACAUAUAGUCAUUAAUGGUUGGAAGAUACACAAUACAGCAAAGAAUAAAUGGUUUGUGUGUAUGGCUAAAACACCCGAAGAAAAGCAUGAAUGGUUAGAGGCUAUUAUGAAAGAAAGAGAAAGGCGGAAAGGUUUAAAACUGGGGAUGGAACAAGAUACCUGGGUUAUGAUCUCUGAACAGGGAGAGAAACUUUACAAAAUGAUGUGUCAACAAGGAAAUCUCAUUAAAGACAGAAAGAGAAAAUUGACUACCUUCCCUAAAUGUUUUCUUGGAAGUGAAUUUGUAUCCUGGUUGUUGGAGAUUGGUGAGAUUCACAAACCUGAGGAAGGAGUCCAUUUAGGACAAGCAUUAUUAGAAAAUGGCAUUAUCCAUCAUGUUACUGAUAAACAUCAAUUCAAACCAGAACAGAUGUUAUAUAGAUUCCGCUAUGAUGAUGGGACAUUUUAUCCAAGAAAUGAAAUGCAGGAUGUAAUUUCCAAGGGUGUAAGGUUGUACUGCCGCCUUCAUAGUCUUUUUACUCCAGUGAUAAGGGAUAAAGAUUACCAUCUAAGAACCUACAAAUCUGUGGUCAUGGCCAACAAAUUGAUAGACUGGCUAAUUGCACAGGGAGAUUGCCGGACCAGGGAAGAGGCAAUGAUCUUUGGUGUGGGUCUUUGUGACAAUGGAUUUAUGCACCAUGUUCUUGAAAAAAGUGAAUUCAAAGAUGAGCCCCUACUUUUUCGUUUUUUUGCGGAUGAAGAAAUGGAAGGAUCAAAUAUGAAGCAUAGACUUAUGAAGCAUGAUUUAAAAGUUGUGGAAAAUGUUAUUGCUAAAUCAUUAUUGAUUAAAUCUAAUGAGGGAAGUUAUGGCUUUGGAUUAGAAGAUAAAAAUAAAGUACCGAUAAUUAAAUUAGUGGAAAAGGGAUCAAAUGCAGAGAUGGCUGGAAUGGAAGUUGGAAAGAAGAUUUUUGCCAUUAAUGGUGACCUAGUUUUUAUGAGACCUUUCAAUGAAGUGGAUUGCUUCUUGAAAUCAUGCUUAAAUAGCAAAAAGCCUCUCCGUGUUCUUGUGAGCACAAAACCAAGGGAGACAGUGAAAAUUCCAGAUUCAGCAGAUGGCCUUGGAUUCCAGAUUCGGGGAUUUGGUCCUUCUGUGGUACAUGCUGUUGGAAGAGGUACUGUGGCUGCAGCUGCUGGUCUUCACCCUGGACAAUGCAUAAUCAAAGUAAAUGGAAUUAAUGUCAGCAAGGAGACACAUGCCAGUGUAAUUGCCCAUGUCACAGCUUGUAGAAAAUAUAGGCGACCUAUGAAGCAAGAUUCUAUACAGUGGGUCUAUAACAGUAUUGAGAGUGCUCAAGAGGAUCUUCAGAAAACAAACUCAAAACCUCCAGGGGAUGAUGGAGGGGAUGCUUUUGAUUGCAAAGUAGAAGAAGUAAUUGACAAGUUCAAUACAAUGGCUAUCAUUGAUGGGAAGAAAGACCAUGUGAGUUUGACUGUGGACAAUGUUCACCUGGAGUAUGGUGUUGUAUAUGAGUAUGAUAGCACUGCCGGCAUAAAAUGCAAUGUGGUAGAAAAAAUGAUUGAACCCAAAGGCUUCUUCAGCUUGACUGCAAAGAUUCUCGAAGCUCUGGCCAAAAGUGAUGAACAUUUUGUGCAAAACUGUACUAGUUUAAACACUUUAAAUGAAGUCAUCCCCACCGAUCUCCAAAGUAAAUUUGGCACCAUUUGCAGUGAUAAAAUUGAGCACAUAUGUAGAAGAAUAUCCAGUUAUAAAAAGUUUUCACGAGUACUUAAGAAUAGGGCUUGGCCCACGUUUAAACAGGCCAAAUCAAAAAUCUCCCCAUUGCACAGCAGUGAUUUCUGUCCUACUAACUGCCAUGUCAACGUCAUGGAAGUCUCUUAUCCCAAAACCUCAACAUCCCUGGGGAGUGCCUUUGGAGUUCAACUGGACAACAGGAAACAUAAUUCCCAUGAUAAAGAAAAUAAAGUUUCUGAACAAGGAAAACUAAAUCCUAUGGUCUAUAUCCAGCAUACCAUUACUACCAUGGCAGCCCCUUCAGGACUGUCCUUGGGACAGCAGGAUGGGCAUGGCCUCCGGUAUUUGUUAAAAGAGGAGGACUUAGAAACACAAGAUAUCUAUCAGAAAUUGUUGGGUAAACUUCAGACUGCUUUGAAAGAAGUGGAAAUAUGUGUCUGUCAAAUAGAUGACCUUCUGUCUUCAAUAACAUAUUCUCCCAAAUUGGAACAUAAAACAUCUGAGUCUUUAAUACCAACUGACAGUGACAAUGAGAAGGGAGAAAGGAAUGGAAAAAAGGUCUGUUUUAAUGUAGCAGGAGAUGAACAAGAAGAUUCAGGGCAUGACACUAUCAGCAAUAGGGAUUCCUACAGUGACUGUAACAGCAAUAGAAAUUCCAUUGCCUCUUUCACUAGUAUAUGCAGUAGCCAGUGCAGUUCUUACUUUCACAGUGAUGAAAUGGACUCAGGUGAUGAACUUCCCUUGAGCAUCCGAAUAUCCCAUGAUAAACAGGACAAGUUACAUGGCUGUUUAGAGCAUCUCUUCAGUCAGGUGGACUCCAUUACCAAUCUUCUUAAAGGGCCUGCUGUAGUGAGAGUGUUUGAACAGACCAAGUACUUCACACCUGGUCGAGGAUUACAAGAGUUUCAACAGGAAAUGGAACCUAAGCUAAGCUGUCCAAAAAGACUUCGGCUUCAUAUCAAGCAAGAUCCUUGGAAUCUUCCCAGCAGUGUCCGGAAUCUUGCACAGAAUAUCAGAAGAUUUGUUGAAGAGGUGAAGAGUAGAAUACUUUUGGCUCUUCUUGAAUAUACAGACAGUGAGAUACAGCUCAGAAGAGACAUGGUUUUCUGCCAAAGCCUAGUGGCCACAGUCUGUGCCUUUUCUGAGCAACUAAUGGCUGCCUUAAAUCAGAUGUUUGACAACAGCAAAGAGAACGAGAUGGAGACUUGGGAAGCCAGUAGACGAUGGCUGGACCAGAUCGCCAAUGCAGGAGUUCUUUUUCACUUUCAGUCAUUGCUCUCACCCAACUUGACUGAUGAACAAGCGAUGCUAGAAGACACACUUGUUGCAUUAUUUGAUUUGGAAAAGGUUUCCUUUUAUUUUAGACCAGCAGAACAAGAUCCACUAGUCGCAAACAUGCCUCUUACGUACCAAGCAGAAGGGAGUCGGCAAGCUUUGAGGGUUUAUUUCUACAUUGAUAGCUAUCACUUUGACCAGUUGCCUCAGAGAUUGAAGAAUGGAGGAGGUUUUAAAGUCCAUCCGGUUCUUUUUGCACAAGCACUGGAGAGCAUGGAAGGAUAUUAUUAUCGAGACAGUGUUUCAGUGGAAGAAUUUCAAGCCCAGAUUAAUGCUGCUUCAUUGGAAAAAGUUAAACAGUAUAACCAGAAGCUCAGGGCUUUCUACCUGGACAAGUCAAAUUCACCUCCUAAUUCCACAUCUAAAGCAGCUUAUAUAGAUAAGCUCAUGAGACCUCUGAAUGCUUUGGAUGAACUUUAUCGCCUGGUAAUCUCAUUCAUUAGAUCAAAACGAACAGCAGCCUGUGCUUACACAGCGUGCAGUGCCUCAGGAGUUGGACUGCUGUCAGUUUCUUCAGAACUCUGCAACAGGCUAGGGGCAUGCCACAUCAUCAUGUGCAAUAGUGGAGUGCAUAGGUGUACUCUGAGCGUUACUUUGGAGCAGGCUAUAAUUCUGGCUAGAAGCCAUGGACUUCCUCCUCGGUAUAUCAUGCAAGCUACAGAUGUAAUGCGAAAGCAGGGAGCAAGAGUGCAGAAUACAGCCAAGAACUUGGGAGUCAGAGACCGGACGCCACAAUCUGCACCAAGGUUGUACAAACUCUGCCAACCACCUCCUCCUGCUGGAGAAGAAUGAAGCAAAAUUCUCAAGAAGGCAAAUGACUGCUUCUGGACUAGGAACCACUAACCGAAGCCAGGAUGUUUCCCAGGACAUCAUGUCUUGAUUUUGGAUAAACUUCUGCACUAAAGAAAUUAUUUGUUUAGAACUUUUUUAUCAUAGUUACUUAUGAAGAAAAAGAAAAAGUGAAAAACAAAACCAUAGAUUAGGGGAUCUAAUUGACAAUAUUCCUAUUACAAAACUGUUAGCUAACUCAUUCUGCAACUGUUUAACCUGGGAGAAUGAUACUGGAAAUGUGUUCAGUUUCCAACAGAUAGCCCAGACUCACGAAUCAAACUCUAAUCGUAGAUUAGUAUAACACAUCAAAUUUUAAAAAGAUUUUGCCAUUCAUUCUUGAAAUUUAAAGAAAAAUCAAGGAACACUUUAAGUUACAAAGUUUUUGAAAUUACUUUUUUUUUCCAUUUCAAUCUGUUGAAGGCAUCAGUAUUGAUAACUUAGGCUAUUUCAUUUCAUUUAAUUUCUCUUCCCUAAUUUGAAGAAUGAUGUAAUAAUGAACAGUUCUAGUUCACAAGAGUUAUCAUCCUGGGAAUAUGGUUACCCUUUUUAAAUGCCUCCAAAAUCUUUCUUUUCUCAGUUGAGAGAUGGGGAUGGGAGAAGGAAAAAUGGAUUUUUGUUUAACUAAAAAAAAUUAAAUUGAAACCCUUCUAAAAGAAAAUUUUAAAUAUUUUGUCUUCUCUAUUACUAUCCUCAAGUUUUCUUAGCAUCAGGAAAAAGCAUUAUCUAUUCCUAUAGCAAAAUUUGAUCAUUCUUAGUUCACUGUCUUGAACCUUUCAGGGUUCAAAGGUAGAUAAAUGGGAGAAUUGAUAAUCAACCUUCCAGAUAGCCCCCCUUCACCCCUGUCUAAUGCUUAAUUUACACCUAGUUACGCCAACAAAGCAUUCUUUGCCCCUCCACCCCCCACCCCUCAGUGUUCAUGUCUCUUGCUCUAAGUGUAUAAAUGAGAGACUGUAUCAGUUGAAUACCAGAUUUGGAGUCAAGAGAACCUAGAUUUGAGUUCUGCCAAUAAUAUGUACUAGCUAUAUGAUUUUGGGCAAGUCAUUUAACCACUCAGUGAACCCAGGCAAUUCUCUUAAUAUUAUUCUAUAAAUGAAUUGGAGAUCUAUUUAUCUUAGGAGGAAACCCCCACAUUAAUUAAUUCCUUAGUCAGGACUCUUCAAUCUCCAUCCCCACCCUCUUCCUCCAAAUGUUGUGUGUGAAUAUGUAGAAAAAUCUUUACCUCUCUGCUGUGUAAUUCUCUUCCUGCCUUCUUGAAAGACUAGUGUGUUGGGGUGGAGGAUUGUCAACAGAGACAGUACAAGGAAAAAAAUUGGCCUUAUUAUGAGUCUGAUUUUAAUACUUAGCUCUUUUAAAAUGUGUUUGAAGAACUAAAACACUUGAUCCCCUCCCCACCCCUCAUAAGACUGUUUCCCAUAGAGAUUUUGGAGUUUUAGCAGAGAGCAUAAUGAUUUGUAUUCUAGUAUCAUUUGUAAUAAUUUCUAUGACUUUUUAAAAAAGUCUGAAUCCUUCACAAUUCUUGGAAAUGUUGUAUGUUUAUUGUCUUUAUUUUAAACAAUACCUAAAAUAUGUAAGAUUUAAAAGUUGGUGAGUUGUUUUGGUUAUUGGGUUAUAAACCCAGUAUUAUUAUCAUUUUUUUAAAAAUUCACUACUAUUAGAAUAAUGAGCUCACAUUUAAUGGAUUUGUGAUUGUUAUCCUGGUUCAGCUUAAUUUAUUUAUGUAAAAUUAUUAUGUUCCUAAGCAUAUAAAGAGAAACGUAUCUUCUGAAAUUAAAUUUUACUUGUGAAAUUUAUCACCACUAUUAAAAACUGCUACCAUUAUUGGCAGUGACCUUGAUAAAAAUGGAAUUUGGUUCAUAUGUAAACCUGCAUACAUACAUAUAUACAUAUAUGUGUAUAUAUACUCACACUGGAUUACAAUUUAUUUUCCAUAAUGGCAUCAUAGGUUUUUAUAUAGCCACUGCGAUAUAUACAUAUUUCUAAGGAUUUUAAAAAACUUGAAAGUUUUGGCAAAUUAUUUUAGUAGGUAUAGUAUACAUAAUGGAACUUGGAGCCUUUUUUAAAAGCCUUAAUAUAAGUUUGUAUAAGUAGUUGUCAGUAAUAGUUUUCUGCCCAUUUUAAAUAUAUGUACAUGUAUAUACCUAAUGAUUAUAUGUAGCAAAUAUCACUGAGCCCUCAGAAGCUUCAGAAACUUAAAAAAAUCUGAAAGCCUCUUAACUUCUCAUCCAUCGAGAUGAGCAGGUCUUUACAAAACUUUCCUCAAAUCUGAGAUUCCUCAAUAUUGUGUCAGUAAUACUGUUUACCAUACUUUGACAUCCAUGGGAGAUAAUAACUAGUAAGCAAUUUUAGAUAUAUGGAUCUAUACUUUGAAAAUAUAACUUCUUGCUAAAAUUUUGCAUUUUAAUAAUGUUAUACUCUUUUAAAAAGAAUUAGUGCUGGGGAGUUAUACUUUCAAAUAUACUAACAUCAGCAUAGUUUGUCAGUGCAAAAACAAACACCAACUGGAAACAACUAAAAUGUCCAAUAACUGACAGCUGGCUACAUAAAGUGUGGUAUAUAAUUAUGGACUGUAAUUAAAAUUGAUAUUAAUGAUGAAUAUAAGGAUAUUUAGAAAAAAAGAAGUGAAAAUAUUCAAAGAAAGCCAAAUAAGAAAAAGAAAGUGCUUACUGAGUACAACUAUAAAAAGAAAAAAAUAAAAGGAAGACUCAGCAAGAAUAAUCAAACAAGUAAGUCGAUAUAGACAUUUAAUAAGCUGAACUUCAUAUAUACACAUGUAAACAGUCAUAAGUUAUUUUAAUUUGUUUCAUUGAUGUUUAAAUUAAAUAAAUCACCAAUCUAAAAAUUAUGUUACAGAAACUGGUCUACAAUGCCAUAAACAUGUUCCUUGAUAAAUAUCAUUAAAAAAAGUAAAGAAUUUCUUUCUGGUAAGAGGUACCCAUAAUAUAACAAGACUAAUAAUUCUUCGUUUCAGAUCUUUACAUUUCAUUUGUGCAUUACCUCUCCCCCCUUCCAGGAAGAAGUAAGCCAAGCCUAUUGCUAGAACAUACAAAAUCAUGCUUAGAAGAAAUAUAGGAGGAAAUUCAUCUACAUACACAUGUAUAUCUCUCUCUUAAUAUCAAAGACAGCACAAAACAGCAGGACUGAGUUUCUUAUUAUUAUCUAAACAAAAGUGAAAGUGUAUUAGAAGACAUUUCCAAAUAUCUGGCAAAGUUAAUAUUGAAUUUUUUUAUUCGUCAAUCAAAGUAAAAACAUGAAAACUUUGAGGGAGCAUGAAUUUUGCAAACAUUUAGAUCACAGGAGGGCUUAUGAGUUUGAUUAAGAUACUUUAAGUUGAAUUUUUGAUGUAAAAUAUUUAAAUCGUGUCACCUUAAUUUUGGCAAGAUAUUAGUAUUCACUAUUUAAAAAACUACUUUAAAUAGUCUUCAAGGUAGUAAUGCAAAUAUUAUCUGGUGUCUCUUCCAUUAAAUUGUGAGAUUCUUGAGGGCAAGGACUGUCUUUUUGUAUCCCCAGUGCUUAGCAUAUUGUCCUGCACAUAGUAGGCGCUUAAUAAAUGUUUAUUGAUCAAUUGACUACUCUUAAUUAUAGCAAAAUUGGCUUCAGAAGUGGUGAGAUCAUGCUAUUAGAUGCUAUUAUGAACACACUACCACAUUAUUUUUAAAACACACACACACACACAUACACACACACACACACGCGCACACACAUACCCACCUAUGCAAAACAAAAAUAAACACUUGCCUAGACAAUAAAAAACAAACAAACAACAACAACAACAACAAAAAUAACCUGACCUGUGGUUUUAACAGUGUUAGAAACUCCUAAUGAAUUACUUCCUUUACCAAUGCAGAUUGGUACCUUCACUGCAAUUUAACAGUUUUACAGAGUGUUUAGGUUAAUGAGAUGUUAAUUAAAUUGCCAGAGAAUCAUGAAGGCAAUGUAUGUCUGAGCUGAAACUUAAUUCUAGAUCUUAAUGAAUACAGUCUGGUCUCUCUCUCCACUACCCUGCACUGCCUUUUUUCACAUACAGUAAAAUCUCAUUAUUUUUGCUAAUUGUAUAUGGAUUUCAUAUCAUAUUCAUAAUAUAUGAGUAGCAGUUAAAAUCUACUUUACCUCUAACUUGAAAUUGGGAGUUUGCUUUAAAAAAAUAGUAACCAGCAGGAUGCUUGGGGUAAGGUAAUGUAGGAGCAUAGGCUAUUAAAAAUAAUCGUAGCAUAUAAAUUAUUUGUCUCCAAAAAGAUUAAAAUUAUAAAUGCCAUCUAAGCAGAAUUUCAACUUCUAAACACUUUGUUGACAGUUACAAUGAAGCACUCCAAGGUUACAAAACAUUUCAUAUCAUGUGUUCUGUACUGAGGGCAUUUCACUCAUUCAGGAUAGACUUUUUCCAAAAUGAGAACAUUUCCCUUGUUUUUAAUAUUCUUUACAUGUUUACCUUCCUAAUGACAUUUCACAGUAAUAAAGCUAUUCUUUUCUCUUAUCCAACUGUUGUUGGUGCUAUGGCAAUAUGUGACAAUUUUAUUACAGCACUCCCCUCCCACCCCCCCCACCCCCCCACCCCUGUAAGAUUUGACUUAGCCACAUUGUGAGCCUGGUGUAGAAAUAGAUGGGUUUGCAGAGUCAGUCCAAUUGAAAAAAUGUGGUAAAAAGAAGAAAAGAAAUCAUCUUAAACUGAUUCAUAACCAUCAAAAUUACCUUUAAAGACAAGAAUAAGUCUUUAUUCCACUGUGUUUCUAUUUUGUGAGAUAAACUUAGGAUAGGCUAAGUUCCUUUCCAGGUGAGAGUAUCUCUGGGCCAUCAAGGCAACGUUCUUCCAAAAUACUGGCCAUGCCAGUCUUGUGCAGUGUAGUUCCAUGAUAGUCAUUAAUGUCUAACAGUUGUCAUUUUUGGGGUAGGAUAAUUUUGGAAUCCAAUAUCAGUAAGCUUAUUAAAAGGUAUACAUUGGCUAUUUUAAGCAGUCUGCCUAUGCUCUGGCAUUUGAUUAAACAACAGUUUGAUUUUAAGGUUCUGCAGAAAAAUGUUAGAACUUUUUCUUUGUAAAUCUGAUUUUCAUGUUGCUGGGUAUGUAUGUAAAUAUAUAUAUGUAUGUAUACAUAUUUAUAUGUGUGUAUAUACACAUACAUAUGUCUCUCUAUAUAUAAAUUCACUAAGUGCUUUUAUUUUGAGAGUAGAUGCAUAUUUUUUAUAAUGACUGCCCCCACCCCCUUGAGAUGCCAGGUUAUCACUAUGUAUAUGAUAUAUAUGUAUAUGUAUAUACUUAUAUAUGUAUAGGUAUACAUAAAGUAUUCUGAUGCCAAAUGACCAGUGUCCAUUGAAUACUUUUUUUUUUCCUGAUGAGACAUCUCUUCGAAUAGAAGUGACUUCAACAUGUCCCCUAAAGAAAUGAUCAGGAACCAUGCUGUUAGCUUUGUAGGAAAUAUUUGUUUGGGAAUUGGAAGAUAAGAUUUCUAUGGAGUUUAUCAUAAUGAAAUGAGUGACUACAUAUGAUGCUUACAGGCCAAUGGGUCCAGUGUUCUAAUGCUGGAUGUGUUAUACUUAUAUGCGAUAUCCUUGGAUGUCCUCCCAACAUCUCUUGAGUAUUCAUGAUUACUUAUGUUCUUUCUUAGUUUAAAAUAGUUGCUCUGCAGCACAGUUGCAUGGUAGCAUCAUGUAUCUAUACCAUAUGAAGCCAAGAAUACUGUUCAUGAAAGCCUUCAGUAAAAAUGCUUCAGUUAAAUCAGUUAUAUGUUCAGAUAAGUAUAUUUUUUGUAAUGCCUCAGUAAAUAUGUAGAGCAUAUGUUUUGCUUUUUAAAAAUAUUUUAUAUGUAUUCAUUUAAACCAGGUAUUCAUUAUUUGAAAAAUUAAAACCCCAAUAUAGAGUGUUCUGUUGUAAUGCAUAAAAAAUUGAUGUAUAAUGCUUGUAAUUUAAUAGUAAAAUUCAUUGAAAUAUGAUGCUAAAGUACAGCAUUUUUGUAAAGUAUUAAUGUAACAUACUUUGAUUCACUAUUUGGUUCUUCAUUGGAAUUUAUCAAAGUUCAUUAUAUAUGGUUUAUUUUUUGUCCACAUUAAUGACUGGAAUAGUAAUCUCAUGUCAUAGAAUUUCAUUAAUAAAGUGAAAUUUAGUGCCUAAAA
Messenger RNA from Monodelphis domestica (gray short-tailed opossum), 11893 nucleotides. RefSeq names its product phosphatidylinositol-3,4,5-trisphosphate dependent Rac exchange factor 2 (gene PREX2). Gene Ontology annotation, biological process: positive regulation of GTPase activity; intracellular signal transduction; G protein-coupled receptor signaling pathway. The record is from RefSeq and is a predicted model, not a curated record. Gene Ontology annotation, molecular function: protein binding; guanyl-nucleotide exchange factor activity; GTPase activator activity. Gene Ontology annotation, cellular component: plasma membrane. NCBI's taxonomy places the organism in Eukaryota, Metazoa, Chordata, Mammalia, Didelphimorphia, Didelphidae.